AUGUGGCUUGGAAUUUCACAUAUUUCUGAAAACGUCGAUAAUUCGCCUAGUAGUUACCAUUUUUCUUUUUUCACUACGUGGCAGACUUUUCUGAUUAACUGGAAGUUGUAUGACACCAGACAUCUUUUCGAAAAUUUGGAUCAAUUCAUCAUCGCUAUACUCUUUCCCAUAUUCUAUUAUUUUCUGGUUGUAUACCGUCACCCAAUCAUUUUCGUGUCCUAA
Molecule: messenger RNA, 222 nt
Organism: Rhizophagus irregularis DAOM 181602=DAOM 197198
Lineage: Eukaryota; Fungi; Glomeromycota; Glomeromycetes; Glomerales; Glomeraceae
Source: RefSeq, a predicted model, not a curated record